GAGUUCUUUCAUUACUCUCUGGGAGCUGUCCUCAUCUUCAUCGCCUCUAUCGUCGCUGCUGUCAAAUGUGGAGGAGUCUCAGCUCUGGUGGUCGCAUCGGUGUUUGGGUUCAUAGCUACCUUCCUGAUGGUUGUUAACCUGUGGACGUCUUACAGCGUGGCCUGUGGGCCCCAGACAGAGUCUUAAAAACAACCCAACGGCUGAGCUGGCAGUCCUCUGAGUCCGGCUCGACUUUCUGCCUGGCAACCAUCUGAAUCAGCAAGCUGAUUGGACGAUAAGCUACAGCGGUGCCAGAGGUUCUGAUCCAGGAUCAGCUUCAGUGUAAAUAUAUGAACAUAUUUAUGGAGCAGAUUGGACUGAGCUUUAUCAUUUCUGACUGAAUCAUUUCACAUUAAAGGUGCUCUGUUUCUCAAUCACGUCACACAAUGAUGACAUCACUGCUGCAGGAUGGAAGCAUGUUCCAGUGUUGCAUUUAUUUUUUACUUCAUGUUUUGGUGCCACACAUUGGUCUUAUAUUAAAAACUUGUCCUUUGUAUUU
Molecule: messenger RNA, 538 nt
Organism: Austrofundulus limnaeus
Lineage: Eukaryota; Metazoa; Chordata; Actinopteri; Cyprinodontiformes; Rivulidae
Gene: cmtm7
Product: CKLF-like MARVEL transmembrane domain containing 7
Cellular component (GO): membrane
Source: RefSeq, a predicted model, not a curated record